AUGUCAUGGGCAAAUGCAAAUUCGUGGUACUCAAUAGUUCGUAAAGAAAAAGAUCAUACUCCAUUUGCUUUUAUGAAAAAGAAUGGACAAAUAUAUAGACAUAAAGUUGAAAAAGAAGAAGAAGCUUCUGGUGAAAUUGCCAAUAUAGCUCAUAUUGUUUUAGAAAAAGUUCAUAAUAAAAAUAUAGAUAUUUCAAAUUUUUAUCCUAUUUUUCAAGAACUUAUUUCUAUAUCUGUUUAUAAUCGAUCUGGACAUGUAGAAUAUAAUAUAAUGAAGGUUAUUAUGCGUUUACCAUCAAUUUCUACACUUAAAAGUUAUAUUAAUGAGCACGAACAAAAAUCUGGAUGGCAAGAUAAGAUUGCAUAUCAGAUAUUAUCUAAUUUGUCAAUUCACAAUAUUUGGGGUUAUGGGCGUAUUGGUCUUUUAUGGAGUCAACGAGAAAAUUGUUAUGUGGGUUAUUUAGAUUUUGAGGAUGAAAUGCAUAAGUAUCAUACUUUUACAUUAAAUUGUCAACAAGAAAUUGAAUCAAUAUUUAAAAAUAAUAAUUUAGUAUUUAAUGAACAAAAAUCACAUAAUUUAAAUACAAUAAUUUUUGAGCUUGCAACGAAAUUAGAAUGCAUAGGAAUUAGAACUAUUGGAUCAGUUUGUGAUGGUGCUGAUGAAAAUAGAACACAUAUUAAAAGAGAUGAUUGGUAUUUUAUUUCUGAUCCUACACAUGUUUUCAAAAAAUUAAGAAAUAACCUAUCAAAAAGUCAUACCGCAACAAAAUUAACAAAACGACAUAUAUGGUCAAAAAUACGUAUUGAUCUUACAGAACAAACAUUAUCAAAAGAAGUUGAAGAUGCUUUAGAAUCCAUUGAUGAACUUAAAUAUAUAUCAGAUAAAACUCGAGAUUUUAUUAAAUAUUCACGAAAGUAUAGACAAAUUAUGCAUAGUAAACUCAUUUUCCGCUCUUUAGAUGAUCCACGUUUUACUACUUUAAAAAAAAUUCGUAACUGGUUUGUUUAUGGUGCAAUGAUUCAAUCUAAACGUAUUUCACAAGAUAUGCUUGAGGGAUUUUUUGGAACAAUUCGUGAAUUAGGUGGAGAUUCAUCAACACAGACACUUAAAUCUUAUGGGUAUGCAGUAAAUAAAUAUCAAGUAACAGCAUUGGUACCAUCAGAAAUUAAACAAUUAGCAAAAAUAUCAACUCUUUCUUGCAAAGUUUUUAAAAAUCUUUUUGCAGAUAAAGUAGUUAUGGAAGAGAUCGAGAUUCCUUGUACAACAUAUGAUGAUAAUGUCAAACAAGAAAACCUUAAUAUUCUUUGUGUUCAGAAUCAACAGUACAAUUUAUUGGAGAACAUUUUCUAUUUAAAAUCCAUUGAUAAGAUGUUACAAUAUUGUUUUCAUCUUGAAGUUUAUUUAAAUAAUUAUCGAUGUUCGGGAGUUUGGUAUCAGGAUUUUCUUGAAGCAACUCACUUAAAUGGUACUUCGACUCAAAGACUUGUUGCAUUUUUUACUUUUCCAAAAUAUAAUAUUAAUUUAGAACCAGCUGAAGCAUCAAAAUUUGUUUAUAUUGUUGGAUGGAUUAUUUAUAAACUAAUCAAAAGUAAUACAAUGAAAUCACAUCCUAAAUUUGAAGCAAUGAGUGCUCAUCUUAAAGUUUUAAGCUCGGAACAAAUUGUAUAUGAAUGGGAUGUACGAAUUCAAACAACAAAUAUAACACCUGGAUUAAAUCAGCUUCGGGUCUGGGCACAAUUGGAAAAUGUCGAGGAAGAAUUCUCUAAAAUAUUUUUAGUGAGCGAUUUACAAUGGUUACUGUGGGCAUUUGAAGAUAAUUCAAAAAAAAGAUAA
Messenger RNA from Diversispora eburnea, 1833 nucleotides. The record is from the annotation of a GenBank genome assembly. NCBI's taxonomy places the organism in Eukaryota, Fungi, Glomeromycota, Glomeromycetes, Diversisporales, Diversisporaceae.